AUGACUACUGAAAAGAUUACCUUCUUGUCCAACUGGUCCGUAGCUCAUUUGCUCUGGAUCGUUGUAGAGUAUCAGCAGGGNCAUGCCACUCCUUACCACGCUCCCGUCUACCUUGCUCAAGCCAAGGGCUACUUUGCCGAUGAAGGCCUUAAGGUUGCUCUUCUCGAGCCCAACGAUCCCAGCAUCAUCGGCAGCGGCAAAGUCGAUCUCGGCUUCAAAGCCAUGAUCCACACCCUCGCCGGCAAAGCUCGCGGCUUCCCUAUCAUGUCCAUUGGUUCUCUGCUCGAUGAACCCUUCACUGGAGUCGUGUACCUCAAAUCCUCAGGCAUCACUACCGACUUCCACUCUCUCAAGGGUAAACGCAUCGGCUACGUUGGCGAAUUCGGCAAAAUCCAGAUUGACGAGUUGACGUCCCACUACGGCAUGAAGCCAUCCGACUACACUGCCGUACGCUGCGGCAUGAAUGUCUCCAAAGCCAUCAUCGACGGCACCAUCGAUGCCGGAAUCGGUCUCGAGAAUGUGCAAAUGGUCGAACUCGCCGAACAUCUUGCUUCCCAAAACAAACCCCGCAGCGACGUGCAAAUGCUACGCAUCGAUGAACUCGCCGAGUUGGGCUGUUGCUGCUUCUGCAGUAUCUUGUACAUUGGCAAUGAAACCUUUAUCCGUGAGAAUCCAGCUCGAGUAUCGGCUUUUAUGCGCGCUUGCAAGCGUGCCACCGAUUACGUCUUGGCGUCUCCUUCCGAGGCUUACGAGGACUACAUUGCCAUCAAACCCUCCAUGGCCACUGCCCUCAACCGCAAAAUCUUCGAGAGGAGCUUUGCCUACUUUUCCAAGGACCUCAAAAAUGUACGCAGAGAUUGGGACAAGGUCACCGCGUAUGGAAAAAGACUCGGUGUCUUGCCUGGAGACUAUACACCCAACUACACGAACGAGUUUUUGGACUGGGCAUUUGAGCAAGACUCUGCAGAUCCUCAGGGCGAUCAGAGGAAAAUGGUCAAGUUGCAGGAGAGAGUUGCUGCAGAAGGCGGAUUCCACCGUUUGGGCGAGAUGGAAAAGACUUCUUUGGUCAAUGUCGCUCAAGCUUGUUUGCUGUGA
Messenger RNA from Aureobasidium uvarum, 1095 nucleotides. Lineage: Eukaryota; Fungi; Ascomycota; Dothideomycetes; Dothideales; Saccotheciaceae. The record is from the annotation of a GenBank genome assembly.